UGAGGCAAUAUUGUCAAAACCUGUAUUAACUUGCAUAGUGUGUAUAUUCUAUGGUGAGGCUCAAUGAGAGAGAAACUGAAAGAACCGAUCAGAUAUAAGAUGGUAGUCCUUUGUGACCAGCUGUGGCACUUGCCGCUGUUACUGUGUCUCAUAGGUCUCUUGCAAUGGGAUGUGUGCUGCGGUCAGCGUCUGGUCCAGAUCCAGGAGGGGCCUCUGUAUAGAGUCAAAGGAUAUCCCAUCUCCAUUUCCUGUAAUGUUAGUGGGUUCAAAGGUUCCCUUGAACAGGAUUUUGAAUUUUCAGUCAAGAAGGAUAAGAAACCAGACAUGAGUUUAGAUAUCAUCAGUACGAGGUCCACAAGCUUUGCCUAUACAAUGUUCUCCGAAAGGGUGAGCAAAGAAGAGAUUAAGAUUGAGAGGUUGUCUGGAUCUUCAGUUCUCUUGAAGAUCAACAAUUUGCAGGAGGAUGCUGGUGUGUUCAGCUGUUCCACCCCAAGCACUGAUGACACAUAUAAUGGAAUCUAUGGUGCGGACACAACACUUUAUGUGAUCGAAGACACCCUGGUGGCAUCAUACUCUGGCUCUUCCUCUAAGAGCAUGUCUGAGGGCAACUCUCUUCAACUUGAGUGCAAGGUUUCCAGUCAAACCUUUCAACACACCCAUCUGUCUGUCACCUGGUUUCUCCAAGGUGCAAAAGAUGUGAGUCCCCGACCAAUCAUUACUCUGGACAGGGAUCUGACUGUAAAGCCAGGAGCUGGAUUUGAGGAUCGCUACAAAUUAGGACUUAUUAGCAUGGAUAAGGUGGAGGACACAACCUACAGACUGAAGAUGCCACAGGUGCAGAAGUCAGACCGUGGGAAGUUCUACUGUCAGGGCACUGAGUGGAUCCAAGACCCUGACCGUUCCUGGACACAGAUCGCCCACAAAACCACCACAACCUGUAAUGUAGAGAUUGAUGUGGCCCCUGAUGUAGGUUCCUUCAUUGCUAAUAUGGAGGCUUCAAAGGAGCCAUUGCAGGAGGGAGAUUCACUGGAGAUCCGCUGCAGUGUGAAGGCACAGAACCUUCCUGAUCAACUUUUUUCAGUGACUUGGCUGAAAGACCAGAAGAAUGUGGCCCAGAUUGGAUCUUCUGGGGUGCUCACUGUGUUUGAUGAUUACAAAGAAAGAGAGAAUAAAGCAGAGAUGAGAGCAGUGAAAACCAGUCCAAUGGACUACCUGUUGACAAUCCACUCAGCUAGGGCUGAGGACCAGGGCGAAUACCUUUGUGAAGUAUGGCAGGAAGACAAGCGUGAGGAUGGCACCUUCACAAAAACAAAAAAGCAGCUGUCCAAUCCUGUGACUGUACAUGUCAGCACCAAAGUGAGUGUCCUAGCUGUGGUCAUGGUGAUGGAGAACAAUACAGUGACUGAGGGUGAAGCACUACAGGUCAUCUGCUCAGUGUCCGGAUUCAAAGGUCCUUUAUCAGUAUCAUGGCAACACAAGAAAGACUCCAUCAGUGACAUUAUCAGUCUAACCCAUGAGGGAGUAAUGAAAGAUAUUGGGUCAAGAUAUCAAGAUAGACAUGUUCAAAUACGCCAUUCUCCAGCUGGACGCUUUACACUGGAGAUCGGUGCUGCUACAAUGUCUGACAGCGGCGAGUACAAGUGCACCGUGUCUGAAUGGACCACACAGAGCAAUGGAGAGAUGAAGAAAGGCAACACCCAAUCACAGCAAAAAGUCAUUUCUGUUUAUUCUGUUGAAUCUCUAAUGAGGGUGGUUUUGAGAAGUCGUGUAACAAGUGUGGCUAUAGAUUCACCGCUAGAACUAAUAUGCUCAGUAAAAGGACCUAAAGUGCCAUUGACUGUACAGUGGAUGUUUAUGCCCAUUAAUUCAUCUACACAGAAAAAUAUUGUAUCUCUACACUACACUGGAGAAAUCAUCUGGGGAGCAGAUCAGAGUAGCUACCAACUGUCCAUUCAGGAGCAACAUCCAUAUACAAGUUUCACUCUCAGGGUGUCGAGAGUCAGCAGGAAACAAAGUGGACAGUACAAGUGUCAAGCUGAUGCCUAUCAGAAGGGUGUACAAAAAGCCAGGAAGAUCUCCAACCCUUUAGCAGUGAUUGUACGGAAACCUGACAGCAAGUUGAAUCUGUCCAAACCCAAGUCUUCAAUUGAAACCACUAUCAACAGUGAUGCUAAGAUUGAAUGCUUAGUCAGCCGUGCAACCACGAAUACGUCUCGUUUCACAGUAAUAUGGCUGCUUGAGUCCCUGAUGCUCUUAACUAUGGACCUGGAUGCUGUUGUUAAAUUUGGACCUGCUGCUGGCCUAGAGAUGGACCAAAGAAUCCGCAUGGAAUUGAGAGAGAAACACAACUUCGAGCUGACUAUUCACCAGGUCAUGAAAUCUGACAGUGGACAGUACCGUUGUGAAGUGGAAGAGUGGCUUCAGGAUCCUCUUGGUGAAUGGUAUUCUCUAGAUAAAAAGGAUGUUUCUACAGAGCUUGUUGUCAAUGACAAAGGCAGUGAUUUCAAAAUGAAUAAAGCAAACCAUCAGCUGAGGGUUAAGGAGGGAGAGUCGCUAACUUUGAAUUGCUCAGUGGAUAGUGUUGGGACAGAUUCUACAAUUCGCUACUCCCUUACCUGGUACUCUAAUGUGCAACUUCUGACCUAUCACUAUGAUAGCCGUCUGAUUUACCACAGCUUUAACCCAAAGCUUGAGGGACGACUCCACUUCUCCAGCCCAGUAAUCGGUGUCUUUCAACUAACCAUCCAUAGAACAAUCCAGGAAGAUAGUGGGCAGUAUUACUGUAAAGUUAAUCAGCACCAGCUGGAUUGCAAAGGCCUUUGGUCAACUAAGGCAAGCGACAAGUCAGGUUCUACCAAUGUUAGUGUUCACCUCAUGGAGAGUAAAUUACAUGUGCAAAAGGAGCACCGAAGCCGCAACAUUACCAAUCUGCAAGCUGGGUUUACCAUGGACUGUGUGAUUGACUCUCGAUCAAGUGACAUAUCAGUUUUUGAGGUGACUUGGUCUAAGGGUCAGAGAGGUGAACGACCUGUCAUCAUCUUCAAUGCCAGCCGUGAUGGAACCUUACACAGUGCAAUUAGUGAUAAAGAUCUGAUGUUCAGACGACCACGUGCCACACACUAUAAACUGACUGUGCCAAACAUCAUCCCCAGUGAUACUGGAACUUAUCACUGUCAGGUUGUUGAAUGGAUUCAGACAACUACAAAUAACUGGAGGAGGAUAGGUGAAGACAAAUCUGGAGAGCUAUCUGUCCAUGUAGAAACUGAGGAUAGGCAAAAAGAGGUCACUUUUACCAUAGACAGGACUGACAAGCACCUUGACAUCAAAGAAGGAGAGCAGUUUGAACUUGAAUGCUCCCUGGACAUAGUAAAAGAGGACCCUACCCUUCACUACAGUGUCAGUUGGUUAUUUGAUAGCCUGAAAUCUACCAGCCAGAUAUCUUUAUUGACAUACUCAUAUGAUGGCCGUCUACAGUACCACCUAGAGAACGAGCAAUUUAAAGACAGGCUACGCUUCUCUAGACCCUCUACUGGAACAUUUCAUCUGAUUUUACUAAACUCAGAUACAGCUGACAGUGGAAGCUACCAGUGCAAGGUUGACCAGUACAUGCUCAGUUGUGAGAGCAAAUGGAAACAGACGGUGUCUGCCCAAUCAGGCUCAACCAUCGUCAACGUUAGCAGUAUUGAGAGUAAACUGCAUGUGCAGAAGGAGAACCGAAAUCUAAACAUUACCAAUCACCAGGCUGAAUUUACCAUUGAUUGUGUGAUUGACUCUUGGUCCAGUAAUAAGUCUGCCUUUGGGGUCAACUGGUUCAGGGUGCAGAACACAGAAACAGAAGUUCAAUUCUUCACUGCUAGACAUGAUGGUACCUUACACAGUGCAAUUAGUGACAAAAAUCUGGUGUUCAAACGACCAAAUCGUACAUACUAUGAACUGACUGUGCCAAACAUCAGCCUUGGUGAUAUGGGGCAAUACUACUGUCAGGUAGAGGAGUGGCUGCUAACACCUGCUUACACCUGGAAGAAAGUGGCAUCAGACAGAUCUGGAGUCCUCUUUAUCCAUGUUCAUGUUAAAGGUGAUGCUGUAAAACAGACAUACCCUUUAUUCACAACACUGGGAAUCACUAUUACCCUGAUUUUAUUUCUUGUACUUGUCAUAAUAAUGCUGUUGAGAAGGGAGCACAAGAGGAGUUCUGAUCUGAAAAAGAAAAAAGAGUGUCUUUGGGCUGAAAGCAACCCCCUUUCCCCUGUACCUGGAGCGACUGCAGGUGAAGACGAUCAUUCAUAGCUUGUCUACCACACCAGUUAUUAAUCAUGCAGUGGUCUUUGAUGGUCAUUGUUAUUACUUAACAUUAAAGAGUGUUCACCCAAAAAAAAAAAAAGUCUGAUCUCACCCAAAACCAACUGGAUUGCUUCAGAAGACACUGAUUAAACCACUCAAGUCUGAUGGAUUACUUUUAUGCUGUCUUCAUGUGCUUUUUGGAGUUCUGAUCACCAUUCUGGUCCAUUGCAUUGUAUGGACCUACAGAGCUGUAUUCUGAACAUAUUCUCCUAAAUAUUAUAAUUAUUAUAUUUAGAUUUUGUGUUCAGCAGAAGAAAGAAAGUCAUACAUCUGGGAUGGCAUAAGUGUGAGUAAAUCAUGAAUUUUCAAUUUUGGGUGGACUAUCCCUUUAACAAUUUGAACUCAGUUAAAAACUUUGUUUACCAGUAUGGCUCAGGAUAAAGACCAGCCUUCAUUUACAUUGCGAGAAAUAAAUUCAUUAUAAGAGGCAAAAUAAGUAUAAAAUAGAUAUAUGUUGGUUAAACCAGUGGUUCUCAGCAGGGGUUUUUUAAAUUAAUUUUUUUACAUAUUUUAUCUUGGAUAGUUUUUGAUCAUGGUUUUCGAGGAUGAGGGCAUAUCUCACAACCUGUCCAGAUUGGUAUAUGCUGAAUUUGCUCCAAAAUAUCAUAAAGUUUGAUAGGACACAGCCUUUGACAUAGACGCCAAAAGAUAUGUUUAUGGAAAACGGUUUUGUCCCCUCUUUUAAAGGUUCAUAAGCAUAUUUAUUUUGCUAUCCUGACUGUGCUUUGUUAUAUUGAAUGGUUAGUUGCAUUUAAUUACACUAUGUAACACAAUUUUUGUUCCCGGGUAGUAAGUGUUAUUUCCUAAUUGCUUAUGCCUCAAAUGUAUAGAAAAUUGCUAUUAUUCCCUAAAAACAUUGCUUUUGUGACCAGGACAGUGAUAUUCUGAAAUGUACCUAUUUUCAAUGAGAAAAGGGGCAAAUUUGUGUCUUUUUGUUCACUUAAAGUCAUAGAAGAUAUGAAUCCAAAUUAGCAUGUAUUUAUACUAAAGUAAUAUAAAAAUGACUACAAAAGAUUUAGAAGUGAGUAAAUUGAGGUGCACCAAGUGAGCCAGGGGAAGAGACAGGUACUUCUUACCAUUAUGGAGCAGCAUGGCUUUGAGGCUCCUGGAUGAGCUGUCAAUGAAGAGGCACCACUCAUUCUGGUUACAGGCGAUUCUUAUUGCCACAACAGACUGGUCACAUUGUGUCAGAAGCAGAGCCCAUCUUGACUGGUGAAGAAGCUGGAAAAAGGUUGGUGACGCUUCCUCUGAUCUGCGACUUGCACACUUUCAUCCAACAAGUUUCACUGCUUGAGCCUAGAUGUCAAAAUCUCGGCAUUAGACUUGGUGAGACUAAGAUUUCUAAUCAAAUUGUUGAGUUCUUUUUGGUUGGGUAGUAUGGAUUUCUCUCCUCAGCUCCACCUCUGAAAUUGUCAUCUGGAUCUACAACAUCUUCCUCGCUCUCUAACUUGCUGCUCUCUUCUAAAGACGGCUGCUCUCUCUCCAGAGGAGUUUGUACUGGGAACUCAUGGCAGUCUGGCACCGGGGCGAUGGAUGAAGGAAGGUCCGGAUACGUAAUAGCAGGUGCAUUCUUGCCGUUCCGACAUUUGGAAGGGUCCACCUUGCUCUCUUUUCCCCUAUGUACCAUCGUACAAAAAUAAAUUUAUUUCAACCAUGACUAAGAGAUUCUCGCAACAUUUUUCAUAUAUGAUAUAUUUUUUGAAUAAUAUUGAAAAUUGUAAAACAAUUUAAAAUUAAAAACGUACAAUUUAAAAAAUUAACAAAUUUUAUAACAAUGUUCCGAGCAACAUUUGUCCAUCUUACCUUCCAGAGUUUUUUUUUUUCCAGUGCUCUCAGGUGAAAUGAGGUGCCCAGGAUUUGUUGAUUUGUUGAUGCUUCCACAUAAAAUGCAUCUGCGGGAUGCUUGCAUCCUCUUGAUGCAUCUCAGGAAAAUGCAGAUAUGUAUCCAAUAAGACCACUGGAACUAAACUGAACUGGUGGGCAUAAGGCCCCUGUAUUUAUACUACUAUUUAUAUUACUGGAAAGUUCAAGAAAGUUCUAGAAGUUACUCCAAGUUUACUCAGCACUGAAUUUAUCUGGAAUGUUCUGAAAAUAGGUACAUUUCAAAAUAUCACUGUCCUGAUUACAAAAGCAAAGUUUGUGGGGAAUAAUAGCCAUUUUCUAUACUUUUGAGGCAUAAGCAAUUAGGAAAUAACACUUACUACCAUGAACCAAAAAAGAAAAAAAAAGAUGUUACACUGUGCUAUUUUAAUUUUCCCUACUGUCUUUCAGAACAGACGUAUGACCCAUUUUUGGAUCACGGCCAUCUGGUUAAGAAUCACUUAAAUGAUGAAUAAUAAUGUUCACAUUGGAAUUGUGCAAUGUGUGUGGUGACAGAUUGGUUCAGUGUUAAAGAUGCAAUUAUGCUAAAUAUUUUUUUAAAUAAAAUGAA
Messenger RNA from Xyrauchen texanus (razorback sucker), 6772 nucleotides. RefSeq names its product immunoglobulin superfamily member 3-like. Lineage: Eukaryota; Metazoa; Chordata; Actinopteri; Cypriniformes; Catostomidae. The record is from RefSeq and is a predicted model, not a curated record. The transcript is spliced from 11 exons. The coding region runs from base 64 to 4287 and encodes 1407 amino acids.